AAAAGAGGUGAAAUGUUAUAGUUUACUUUUAUCUAAUGCAUGAAUGUAUUUUGAUAUUAAUAACAUAUUUCUGUAUGUAUAUUUUAGACUUUCAAAAAGGGAUGCAAUUUUAAGAGAAAUACAACAGAAAAAUGACACAGUAUCAAAACCAAUCGAUUUUUAUUUCAAACUUACUUGCUGACAUCGGAUAUGGAGAACAAAUGAUAGCAUUUAGAAGACAAAUAUGUAGUUUUCUUGCAGACGUUGUCAAAAAAAAAUCAGUGUUGGACUUCGUUUAAGCAGACUUACCGUUGGGAGUACAGCUGAGUGUCUGAUAGCUCCAUCAGAGAGCGAUGUUGAUGUAAUGGAUGUUUUAAUGGACACAGUUUGCAAAGAACAUUCAAAUUUAGUAAUAUAUGAAAAAGAACACCAAUUUAAACUAGUUUUUGAUCAUUCGCGCCCUGGUUAUUCUGUACUCCGAACUGUUCACAUCUGUAACAGUCUUGCAACAGCGGCAUUAUUUUAUGAUUCCAUGCUUGAACUAUGUCCGGAUAGCUUAUACCUUUCUAGUGACUUUUUUAAAAAUGAAAUGAAGAAAUUAUGCAUUGAAACUAAUAAUUUGCCUGAAAAUCAAGGGUUUAUGAAUGUAAAAAAUGAAACUCAAGGUCCUUCAGUAGUAUGGAACAGCAUUGCAUUCUCGGGAGACUUUGUGGUGGCUUUAAAAUGUGAGUGUCCUACAUAUGUAAAGGCAUGGGUGUGUAGGAGAAGAAAGUAUCAGUGGCCGUCUAUUACAGUCAUAAGAGAAGUUUCAUGUUUAGAUUCACACGUUGUUCCGGUAGGAAAUACGACUAGCAAUUUCCAAUUCUUAGAAUGGAGAAUAUGCUACACCAAAGGAGAAAUAAGAUUAGUUCAUAGUUUGAAUGAUUGUCUUACAAAAGUUUUCACGUUGUUGAAACAAAUUGCUAAAGUUACCUUGAAACCAUUAAGUAAAGAUAUGUCUUCCUAUCUCAUGAAAAAUGUAGUAUUCUGGUUAGCUGAACUGAAUGACUAUAAUUAUUUUACCCAAUAUGCAUUGAUAGUGUCACUUAAAAAGGCACUUGCCUACCUGAAGCAUUUUGUUGUGACGAACAAUUUUCCAAACUAUAUGAUUCCUCAAAGAAAUUUGCUCGAAGGCAGACUAACACACUCACAACGAAUUAAAAUUUGUAUGAGAAUAGACUCUCUCCUGAAGGAAGGACCAUAUAUGGUCUUGAAAAUUGCAAAAGUCCGGAAUGCUAUCUCAAUAUGUUGCAGGUCUCCAACAGAAUUCAGUCGAGUUUCAAGAAAGCUACAUGAGACGCAAAUUUUAAUUUAUUUAUUACAAUACUUUGUUCAAAAGUCUAUUCCACAAAUACCAUGUACAUACGAAGAAAUGGUGAGAAUCUUGCAAUCAAACAGAAUAGUGAAUAGACUGUAUUUGUGCCUGCUUGCUGCUGAAGACAUAAUCCUUGAUUUUCUUUAAAUAAGUCUGAGGAUUGUUUGCGCGGUCUUCGUGAAAAUAAACUUCAAGUAAACCUAUAUCUAUUGUGAAAUGCUUUUAAAAAUGAUAGACGUGCCAAUUUAACGAACAAUUUGCAAUCAUCAGAUACCACGAACUCUUGAUAUAGUAUAAAGAACAUUUUCUCUAAAUUGCAAUUAUAUU
Molecule: messenger RNA, 1660 nt
Organism: Ruditapes philippinarum (Manila clam)
Lineage: Eukaryota; Metazoa; Mollusca; Bivalvia; Venerida; Veneridae
Exons: 1
Coding region: 344-1480 (378 amino acids)
Source: RefSeq, a predicted model, not a curated record